AUGACAUACCGUGUAAUGAUCUUUGCACCACGCAAAUCCAACAUUACACACGAAGAGUUCAAGACCCGCUACGAGCAGCACAUGCGCAUGAUAGCAGGUAUCUGCGGCGAUGCAGCCCCUCUCUCGCACACACGAUCGUAUCUAAAACACGACACGAAAUCUAAUCCGAUGUUGCUAGCGGGAAGCGUCGAAGAGACAUACGAUGCCGUGGUGACCAUGUCAUUUGAAGAUGAGGCUGGCUUUGGCAGGUUUUGUCAGGCGUUGGGUACGCCGGAGGCUACGGCGAUGGUUGAGGCUGACGAGGCGGGAUUUUGGGAUCGGAAGAGGAUGAAGGUUAUGGUUGUUGAGGAUGUGAAGGAUGGAUUGGAAUAG
Penicillium coprophilum is the source of this 372-nucleotide messenger RNA. RefSeq names its product EthD domain-containing protein. Bases 1 to 372 code for a protein of 123 amino acids. The transcript has a single exon. NCBI's taxonomy places the organism in Eukaryota, Fungi, Ascomycota, Eurotiomycetes, Eurotiales, Aspergillaceae. Gene Ontology annotation, molecular function: oxidoreductase activity. The record is from RefSeq and is a predicted model, not a curated record.